Molecule: messenger RNA, 1095 nt
Organism: Oryzias latipes (Japanese medaka)
Lineage: Eukaryota; Metazoa; Chordata; Actinopteri; Beloniformes; Adrianichthyidae
Source: RefSeq, a predicted model, not a curated record
AUGCCAACCACAAAGAGUGGUGUAGGGUCAAACAGAAGGAUCAGUAACAAUUUAACUACUGAUGGCAUUGCAAGUACCAGUGAGGAGUCACGUACGAAAAGCCGUGAAGAGUCAUUAACAAGUAGCAGUAAGGAUUCAAUUAGGAAUACCAGUGAGGAGUCAAGUACAACUACUAGUGAGGAACCAAGUACAAAAAGCAGUGAGGAUUCAAGUAUUGAAAGCACUGCAAAGUCAAUAGCAAAGAUAGCAAAGACCACGGAGGAGUCGAGUACAAGAGGGAAUACCAGUGAGGAGUCAAGUACGAAAAUCAUUGAGGAGUCAGGUACAAAAAGCAAUGACUAUCCAACCACGAAGAUUGGUGUAGCGUCAUAUACAAGGAUAAGUGACAAAUCAAGUACUGAGAGCACUGCAAAGACCGGUAACAGGUCAAGUACUAAAAGCAGUGAGGAGUUUAGUACAAAUAACAGUGAGGGAUCACGAACAAUAGGCAGUGAGGAGUCAAGUACUAAAAGAGGUGCGGAGUCUAGUGAGAAUACCACUGAGGAGUCAGGUACAAAGAGCAUUGUAGAUUUCAAAAUAGAAUCAAGUACAAAGACCACUGAGGAGCUGAGUACAAGAGGGAAUACCAGUGAUGAGUCAAAUACAAAAAGCAAUGAGAAGCCAACCACCAAGAGUGGUGUAGGGUCAAACACAAGGAUCAAUAACGAUUCAACUACUGAGAGCACUGCAAAUACCAGUGAGGACGCAAGUACAAAAAGCAGUGAAAUGCCAACCACAAAGAGCGGUAUAGGGUCAAACAGAAGGAUCACUAACAAUUUAACUACUGAUAGCAUUGCAAGUACCAGUGAGGAGUCACGUACGAAAAGCCGUGAAGAGUCAUUAACAAGUAGCAGUAAGGAUUCAAUUAGGAAUACCAGUGAGGAGUCAAGUACAACUACUAGUGAGGAACCAAGUACAAAAAGCAGUGAGGAUUCAAGCAUUGAAAGCACUGCAAAGUCAAUAGCAAAGAUAGCAAAGACCACUGAGGAGUCGAGUACAAGAGGGAAUACCAGUGAGGAGUCAAAUUGGUGUAGCGUCAUAUACAAGGAUAAGUGA